AUAAUAAAUUUAUUAUUUUUUGGGGAAAAUAUUUUCACCCAAAGUUUUCAAUUCCUUCCUAUGCUUCUUUAAUUAUUGUUCCCCCUCCCUUUUUUGAAAAUUUUUAUGGUAAAAAAGUUUGUGAUAAUUCGGAUGCAAAAGGAAUGGCGAAUUUGAACCACCAGCAGAUAUCCAUGUACGAUUAAGAUGCCAUGAACUUACAACAGAACUUGGAAGAAGAGCAAGACGAUAACGUCCCUAGAGGAAGCGGCGAUGGAGGCGGUGGAGGGGAAGAAUCGGUGGAUAACCCUCGGAUCGGAUACCAAGAAAACAGCGGCGUUCUUACUGUUAUGAAUAAUGGCAUGGAAGAGCCUUCUCAUGCCCAUAUUUACGGAAAAGGAUCCGAUUUACCCGGUGGUUCCGGUAAUGCUGGCGCCGAUCAGCUCGCCCUCUCAUUUCAGGGGGAAGUCUAUGUGUUUGAUUCGGUUUCUCCUGAUAAGGUACAAGCGGUAUUGUUACUUCUAGGUGGAUAUGAAAUCCCUUCAGCCAUUCCUGCAAUGGGGGCAGUUCCUGUUAGUCAAAGGGGUAUGAGUGACUUUCGUGGGAGGUCAGUUCAACCACAGAGGGCUGCUUCUUUAAAUCGGUUCAGGCAGAAGAGGAAAGAGCGGUGCUUUGAUAAGAAAAUUCGCUAUACCGUGAGGAAAGAAGUGGCUCUCAGGAUGCAACGCAACAAGGGACAGUUCACAUCAGCCAAGGCAGUUUCCGAUGAUGUAGCCUCAGCCUCUUCGGGAUCAAAUGGGACGCCAGGUUCUGGACAAGAUGAGCAAGAAACUUUAUGUAGGCACUGCGGAAUUAGUUCUAAGUCCACCCCUAUGAUGCGGCGUGGACCUGCUGGUCGAAGGACUCUUUGUAAUGCUUGCGGACUCAAGUGGGCAAAUAAGGGUGUUUUGAGAGACCUUCCAAAGGUCUUCACUGCAGCAAUCCAGGAUCCGACUGCGAAGACCACCGAGCAGGGUGUUCAUCAGAGCGAUGCUGAAGCUAACGACGCGGAGGCUGUAACUGCACCUACAGAUGUUGUAUCUUCAUCGAACGGAGAUAACUCCACUGUCACCGCCGAAAGAUGAGCAGCCGGUUCCGUCGAUUACGGUGAGUGCUAUGUUACUAGCUGGUUGGUAGGCAGAUGUGGAACUUUGUUGUAAAAAACAGGUAUAUAUAUGGUUUUUCAUUGUUUCGCUCAUUUAUGUAACGAAUUGCGGAAUCGUGAGAUUGCGAGAUACAGCCUAAUCAGUGCCUGUAACUUAGGAGUAACAAGAACAACAGAACUCGAGUGUUUAUGUUAGAAAAUUUUCUUCC
Molecule: messenger RNA, 1332 nt
Organism: Hibiscus syriacus
Lineage: Eukaryota; Viridiplantae; Streptophyta; Magnoliopsida; Malvales; Malvaceae
Product: GATA transcription factor 28-like
Exons: 7
Coding region: 192-1103 (303 amino acids)
Biological process (GO): regulation of DNA-templated transcription
Molecular function (GO): protein binding; zinc ion binding; sequence-specific DNA binding
Source: RefSeq, a predicted model, not a curated record